This is a messenger RNA of Engraulis encrasicolus (European anchovy), 1201 nucleotides long. RefSeq names its product myoglobin (gene mb). The coding region runs from base 118 to 561 and encodes 147 amino acids. Gene Ontology annotation, biological process: oxygen transport. Gene Ontology annotation, molecular function: heme binding; oxygen binding. The transcript is spliced from 4 exons. Gene Ontology annotation, cellular component: extracellular exosome. Lineage: Eukaryota; Metazoa; Chordata; Actinopteri; Clupeiformes; Engraulidae. The record is from RefSeq and is a predicted model, not a curated record.
UAUAAAAGGUGAGGUUUAACUGGGAAACACUAACCUGUCAUUCAAGACCUUGAAGACACACACACACACACACACUUUUUAAAGAAAUCAGCAUCUGCAUCAUUCUCUCAGUAAAACAUGGCUGACUAUGACCUGGUCCUGAAGUGCUGGGGAGCUGUGGAGGCCGACUACAACACGCAUGGAGGAGAGGUGCUGACACGUCUGUUCAAGGAACACCCCGACACCCAGCAGCUGUUCCCCAAGUUCGUGGGCAUCGCCCAGGGCGACCUGGCGGGCAACGCGGCCGUGGCGGCCCAUGGUGCCACCGUGCUGAAGAAGCUGGGAGACCUGCUGAAGGCCAAGGGCAGCCACGCCGAUAUCCUCAAGCCUAUGGCCACCACACACGCCCAGAAGCACAAGAUCGGACUCGCCAACUUUGGGCUGAUCACUGAGGUCAUUGCGAAGGUGAUGGCGGAGAAGGAUGGUCUGGACGCGGCCGGACAGGACGCCUUGAGGAAGAUCAUGGGUGCGGUCACCAACGACAUCGGGGCCACCUACAAAGAACUCGGCUUCUCCGGAUGAAUACAUCAAGCCAGAAGCCGACUACGCUGUAAAAAUGACAAGGUUCCUCGAAGAACUCUCAGCUGCCAUUGCUGGGGAACCACUAAAGGUUCUAUGAUGAACAUACAGGUGCUUGGAAGAACCCCAAGGUUUACUAAAAAUCUUUUUCAGAGGAGAGGAGAGGAGAGGAGAGGAGAACCUUUAUGAGUUCCUCCAUGGUGGCCAACUGAAUAAACCCUUAAGGUUCGCUGAGGAAUCUUGGGGUUCUUCCAAGAACUUUUAAGCUCAGAAAACCUUUGGGGUUCCUCAGGGGAGCGUGUGGGUUCCCCAAGAACAAGCUAAGGGUUCUGUCAGGAAUCUUCAAUCUUUUACAGUAUACCGCCCCCACAAAAAUACACAAUACUUAAUACAGUUUAAGGGGGUUAUAUCCAUACAAUGUAGCCAAAGAUACAAUACAUCAAAGACACAAUUUCACUACUGCUGGUAAUCAUUAACUCUUGUAGGAACUGUGUAACUAUAGCGUUUUUAAAUACAGGAAAAUAAUAUUGAAUUUGAUUGAUUAUUUGAUCUCCUUUUUUGCAGCGCGCCAGUUGAAAUGUCUGAUUACAUCUUGUCUGUUUAUAUAGUUCCUUCAAAAUAAACAUCUGAUUAACAACCAUGA